AUGGACUCCCAGAGCAUUAAGGCGUUCGUUCUAAGAGAGCUUACAAAAGAGCAGCUGCAGAGCAUUUUCCAGGAACUCAGUGAGUCCAAGGACCCAGAGCUAAAGAUAGAUAGAGAUAUGAACCCACGGGACGUAGAAAAGCGUCUCUUAGUAUACCUGGAAAAGUCCAACUUAGUACACUCACUGGCAGAAAGAUACUUUGACCAGGCCUUUGAUAAGCAAACAGUGAAGGAGGCAUAUGCUAUUCACAGGUCGAAGUGCUCUGGGGCCACUGCAGAGCCAACAGAUUGCAUAUCAAUGUCUGCAGAGGAACGUAUGGAAAGAAGAGAGCAAGCUCGCCGCCAUUUGGAGUCUGUCCAGGGGGGCACACAGCCUAAUGUAUUGUCUAUGAAUACACACGAUGAUUUAAAUAGUACAGAGCGUCAGGCAACACGUGCUAUGAGUGAAGUGGUUAGAGAUUCCGUCUCAAUGCUUACAGCGCUUCACGCUGCUAGAGAGUCUAGAACUCUUGUAGAACAACAUCUAGAGGUUCAGAUCACCUCGGGUGAGCUUGCUCCUCCGUGUAGUAACAAUCUUGGUGGGCAAUCUGGCGUCAGUGAGGAAGGCGUGAUUACCCUCACAAUAGCUCUUGGAAAUUUGCGGCAUGUCUGUCCGCCAAUCAAGUGUGAAAGAAGUGAUGCUACUAUAGGGCUUGCACCGUUAGCGUUUUCAAAGAUUCGAUUCUGUAUAUCCUCCACUCCGCUGACUUCUUUCAGAGCAAUUUCAGAUCUCAAAGUAACUGACCUUACCUUUCUUGCGGUGUUCCACAGCUAUUCAGGAAUGCAGUAUCUUCAUGCACAUGGACGAGUUGGCUUUGUGGAGUUCUUCACUGAGCUGACCAAGGCCAAUUCUCUGCUGGCUGGGGCAGUUAGUGUUCCCAUGUACCCUUAUUCUCAAGCACCAGGACCCAACACUCCAACCGAAAAAAUACGGCUAGGUACUCUUAACGUUUCAAUCACUUUCACGCCCCUUCUGACCAGUGCAGAUGUCUCUGAAGAAGCCUCCUUCCGCUCCCUUAGAGACAUAUUAACAACCUCAAAAAGAUCAGUCUCCAGAGCACUUGCAGAAUAUGAUAGGACCGCAAGCGUAUUUAUGAGAGACUAUCUUGGCUCGCAGCCCAGUUCGGUUGGACUAGACAAGCGUUUUGUUCAGCUCCAUGCUCUUCGGGAUGAUGGAAUGGUGGUCCCUAUUUCCACUCUUAUCACUCCCUUUACAAGCUCGUACCUUCCAACGGCUAGCUAUUGCAUGCGCUUUAUCCAACUUAUGCCAGCACCUGGACGCCAAUCAACUCCAGCCACCGCUGGACUAUCAGGAAACAACGAGCUAGUCUGGUCUCGAGUUAUCACCACGCUAUCUGUCGGUGCUGGUACACCGUUUGACAAGGCAGUUCUCUUGUGCUCGAUGCUGAGAGGAUAUCAGAUACCGGCAUUCGUUGCUCUGGGCACAUGCGCUCUUCCAGGGCUAAAAUCGGAUGUGUCUGGAAAUAGGAGUGUCCGCUCUGCGUUCGUUAUCACACUCUGUGCACAGGUGAUUCAAUUCUGGGACUGCUUGUUAUCGGAUCAUGGAGGUAUGAUAGAGCUGCACUCGUUGCCAACAGAAGGUCAAUACAAGAUAGAUAAACACUCUGAUUCUGCUGGAACUGUUAUUCAUUUUCCGUAUGAGACAAUAGACUGCAUUUUCAAUGAAACCAUGCUUUUUGUUAAUAUUCAAAGUACAAAUAGACUACAAUACAUACCUGAAAAACAACUUAUACAUGGCAUAUCUCUAGAUAUAUCCAGGCCCUUAUUUUGGAAAGCUUUCAAUCAGUCCAUGAUAGAACGCGUCUAUAAUAGCUAUGUCUAUCACUAUAACAUGGAUGACGAUGAUUAUCUAGUGACUUCUACCCGUCUUCCACGUUUGCUUCAAAACCAGAAUAUACUAAAACCGUUUGGCCCCUCCUUGGCCGCUACACUGUCCAGUUAUUUAACAGCAGAUAUAUGGAGGCUUAUUGAAGCACGGAGGCAAACACUUGGACUGACAACACCCAGAUCUGAACAGCUUUCUAUGAUAUUGGCGCCCACAGUAGCAUCCUGGGAACAGACACGCCUCAUGGGUGGAACUAUCGGCCAGUUAGGCAAUGAGACUUUGAAGGUAGCGCUCAAAAAUUAUGUUUCUUCUCGUGAAACACUGAUAGUUUAUCCGUUGCAGGUCAUGGGGAGCCUAAGAUUCUAUGCUCCACCUAUUGUAGAGACGCUUCUUUCAAACGAUAAAAGUCGUAGUAUAGUUGAGGCACAUGGGGAUAAACUGCGUAUAGGACUGCACGUUUCUGUCUUUGGAUAUGCAGAAACCAUUGCGGCUGUCUGGGUUAUUAUUGGAUGCUGUUAUAUCCCAGUUAUAUGA
Molecule: messenger RNA, 2418 nt
Organism: Giardia duodenalis
Lineage: Eukaryota; Fornicata; Diplomonadida; Hexamitidae
Product: Centrosomal protein
Exons: 1
Coding region: 1-2418 (805 amino acids)
Source: RefSeq, a predicted model, not a curated record